AUGCCCCACGCUGUGUCGAUGCCCUCAACCGGGCUCCAAGCCCUCAUCCUUUGCGGGCCAGGCUCGUCCUUCCCGACCUUCACCUCCAAUCCCGAUGAGAACCCCAAGGCGCUUCUGCCGAUUGCCAAUCGGCCCAUGGUCUGGUAUCCCAUCGAUUUCUGCUACCGAAUGGGAGUUACGACAGCUAUCAAAACCGCACUAAACACCAACCCUUUCCUGACUGGACUGCCUUUACCCCGGCCUGAUAUUCUGGCACCCGCGGAUCUUGAUCAGAACACCGGCACCGCUGAUAUUCUGCGGUUACCAGAGGUCAGAGAGUUGGUUACGGGCGACUUCAUCGUCCUCCCAUGUGAUCUAGUCUGUGAACUUGGGGGAGAGAAGCUUUUGCAGUCUUGGAUGGUCAAGUCGGCCAGUCUGACAGACUUGUUGGGCACUGCCAGGUUGUCCAACGGACAUCGAUCCCUCCACAGCGGAGGACUUGGAGUGUGGUACAACUCAAAAGCGACUACGCCCGUCAAGAAAGAGAACACUGACUUCAUUGCAACAACACCCUUACCAUCAUCCCCAGUCACUCCUCCGAAGGGCUCCCUCUUCCAGAACCUUUCCAAGGUAGUCUACUCCAUGCCCACGGACUCCCUAAACGACCUCACGGAGGACAGGAAAGGUCUCCCUAUCCGGCACAGUCUCCUAAGAGCGCACUCCCGCAUCCGAAUGUUCACCAACCACCGGGAUGCGCACAUCUAUAUCUUCCCUCGAUGGAUUUUGGACUUCGUCAAGGAGAAUGAUCGCCUCGAAAGCAUCGGCGAGGACGUGAUCGGAUGGUGGGCAAAGGCUGGCUGGCAAUCGGGCCUGGCCGAGAAGCUCCAUAUGCGAACAGUCUGCGGGCAUGGCCGGGUGGAAGAUGAGACGGAAACCCCUCUCGACGGAACUGUGUCACCUGGGGAACCCAGCACUGUAAUCUCCUCAACGAGAGCUUUGUCCGGCGCCAGCGCGAACCAGAGCACAGAGUCGGACGCGUCAGAGGAGGCUAAGUCCUCGCCAACCAAAUCAUCCCAGUUUGAAGUACCGCCGAUCAUUGCCUAUAUCCACUCAGGCGAAGCUACUGCACCACUCAUUCGCCGUGUCGAUACGGCACAGCUGCUCCUCGCCAUCUCACUGCAGCUUGCCAAACUGCCAUCUCUUGAAGAGUCUGGUAUCGAGGGAGCAUCACCUUUCGCUCAUGCAAAGAAGGUUGCUUAUCCAGAAGGUGUGAAACCUCGCACUACCAUUACGAAGCAAGAUAGUCUCAUUGCCGAGAACGUUACCGUUGAAGAGAAGACAUCCAUCAAGGAGUGUGUUGUGGGUGCCAACUCUCAGAUCAACGAGGGUGCCAAGUUGUCCCAGUGUCUCUUGAUGGAAGGUGUCACUAUCGGCAAGGGUUGCAAACUGACGCGAUGCAUUUUGGGGAAGAGAUGCGUUAUCGGCGAUAACUCUGUCUUGACUGAUUGCGAGGUGCAAGAAAAUCUCCUUGUGGAAGCCCGAACCGAGGAUAAGGAUAACAAACUCAUGAGCUCUGAAGGGUUGGAGGCUACGGAAGCGGAGAUGGACGAGGUACUCCAGGAUCUAGACGACGAAGCCGCGACUGAGGAGGCAGUCAUGGAUUAA
Ilyonectria robusta is the source of this 1644-nucleotide messenger RNA. RefSeq lists its product as uncharacterized. Gene Ontology annotation, cellular component: guanyl-nucleotide exchange factor complex; eukaryotic translation initiation factor 2B complex. The transcript has 3 exons. Lineage: Eukaryota; Fungi; Ascomycota; Sordariomycetes; Hypocreales; Nectriaceae. The record is from RefSeq and is a predicted model, not a curated record. Gene Ontology annotation, biological process: cytoplasmic translational initiation. Bases 1 to 1644 code for a protein of 547 amino acids. Gene Ontology annotation, molecular function: guanyl-nucleotide exchange factor activity; translation initiation factor activity.